Messenger RNA from Prorocentrum cordatum, 353 nucleotides. Lineage: Eukaryota; Dinophyceae; Prorocentrales; Prorocentraceae. The record is from the annotation of a GenBank genome assembly.
CAGGCAGAAAGUUCGCCGUUCCAGUGCGCAAAGAGCACCAAGCCGUGGGAGCCGGACACGUCGCCGCGGACGUGCCUCGGGAGCGAGGGGUCCGACCCCCCGCAGGUGGUCUCCAUCGCCUUCCGCAUCUGGCUCGUCCGCAAUGUAGAUCUGGUCAACGCCACCUUCGAGUGUAAGUUUCGGGUGUUCCUCGAGUGGCUUGACAAGUCGGCCAUUGGUCUGCCCAAGGGGAAGAAGGCAAAGCUCCCCGUCCCGGAGAUCGCCAUCACGAACGCUGUUAUGUCCCAAGUGCUGGACAGGAGCUCCGCGCCAGAGGUGGUGAACCCAGAGUCGGGGCACCUGGCGGCGCAGGC